This is a messenger RNA of Dracunculus medinensis (Guinea worm), 2970 nucleotides long. The record is from the annotation of a GenBank genome assembly. NCBI's taxonomy places the organism in Eukaryota, Metazoa, Nematoda, Chromadorea, Rhabditida, Dracunculidae.
AUGCAAAAAAUUGAUAAAUUGACUUCAAGCGACGUUUUAACUAUGUCGGCAGUUGAGAGUAUUCCAGUGGAUGAAGGUGAGCUAUAUUUAUCAAUGAAUGAUAAUAAUAUUGAUUCGAAUGAAAUGGUUAAUUUUAAAGUUUUUUCUACUCCAUCAACUAGCGAUUCCGAAACGAAUAAGCAUUGUAAACUGCCAUCAUCAACACAAAACCGACGAAAACAAGAGAAUUCUCCACUUUCUUCUCCAAAGCAUUUGUCACCUAUAAAUGAUAAGUCGGCAUUUAACGAUGUCAUAUCUGAUCAAGAAGUUCCCACUCCCCCUCCAUCACCUAGUGCUUCUAGAAGUGCUCUUCAAAAGUCCAGCGUAUUUUCAUUGUCACAAGUAUCUGUUAAACUUUUUGAAUUAUGGUCAAGUGCAAGGGAAAGAGUAUUCGGAGAAGAUUAUUGGAUACCAUCUGAUGUUUUUGAGGUAGUGCCAGUGCCAAAUGAAGCGCUUAUAACUCAUUCCACAGUUUACCCUAUUGGAGAAAAAUUCAGUUGUUUGCGUGUUGUACGAGGUGUGCUUAAAAGUCGAUCUGAUAUACCUCUUUUUCAUGUUUUUUUCUCCAAUAACAAUGGUUCCAUUCAUUCAAGUCAAAAUACACUGAGUAUAUUUCGUUCGAAUGAUCACCAAGAAGCAAUUGAUCUUUACCAAAAAAUCGAUCAAAGGAAAACAGUAUGUGAAUUGGUUAAUGCGUUGCGAUUGCAUCCUUUGUGGCAUAUUGUUCCCGUCGCCAUCGCAACAAAUCGUAUUGAUUUUUUUUCAGAGAAAAAUGUCAAAAACUUCCAAGUGAAACAUGAACAAUAUUUUAACACAAUGCUCCAUGUGGCUAUUCAACCAGAGGGACGUUAUCCGUUGAUGUUAGCGAUCGAAAUGCAUCGUACCGAAAUUGUCCGUAGACUUUUGGAAUUGCAUGCGGAUCCAUCAUCCAUCGAUAUUAAUGGCAAUAAUUCAAUGCAUUAUGCUGCACUUGCUUCAGUGCAAAUGAUUGAGUUGUUGUGGGAAUUCCAAAGUGCUCAUUCACUUUUGAAUUUAACAAAUCAUGAUGGUUACACGCCUGUUUUACUGGCAAUACGAAAUGCUAAUCCACGUUGUGUUUCGGCAUUAAUAUCUCAUGGCGCCGAAAUUAAUAUUAGAGUUGCUGGUAGAACGCCAUUAUUCGAAGCUAUGCAAAGCAAAGGAAAAUCCGUUGAAGUAAUUCGCACACUUUUACAAGCUUCACCGAAUUUAAUUAAAGAAAUAGAACCGGCUACUGGUAAUACAGUUCUUCAUGCAGCUCAGUUCAAAGCACCUCUUGUUGGACUUUUACAUUUGAAGCAUGAGGAGCUCGAUUUAAAUGCUCGUAAUAAUGCUGGACAAGCUCCAAUUCAUCUGUAUGCUAGUAAAGGCGAUAUUGGUUUGGUCAUGACUCUAGCUUCAUAUAACUGUGAUUUGAAUAUAGCAGAUCAGAGUGGGGAUACUGCACUCCACAUGGCUGUAUCACGAUGUGAUUUGCAAAUGACUAGAUUACUUCUUUGUCUUGGUGCUGAUCCAAAUCUAAAAAAUAAGCAUGGUGAUACUCCUAGACAUCUAGCAUCAAAGCUACGACAGAUUGAUUUGGUGAAAAGUUUGGCAAUUUGUGGUGCCAAGCGUUGCGAUGAAGAUUCGAAAACUGGCUGUGUUUCUGGAUGUGUCAAUACAAAAAAAUUGGAUAAAAUUAAGGAUUCACCAGCAAAUUUGAAUGGCUCUGAACUUCCAACUUCUCGAUCAUCUAUAUAUUUCGACGAUUUAAAUGGAUCAAAUAAAUCUUCAAUUACCAAUCCAAUCUCUGAAUUCAAACAAAUGUUCUGCUAUGAUGGAAUAUUACAAAAACUUGAAGAAAUGGCUUUGCGUAAAGAAUCGCCAGAUUUUGUUAACCUGCUCUCAUUAGAUGGUGGUGGUAUUCGAGGGCUUGUUAUUAUUCAAGUACUGAUUGAACUGGAAAAAGUUUUAGGCGAGCCUUGCUUCCCUUACUUUGAUAUGGUUGCUGGCACCUCAACUGGAGGAAUAAUCGUUGCUGGUUUAGCUCAAGGCCGGUCGUUGCGUGAAUGUCAAAAGAUUUAUUUACGAUUAAAAGAUCUUAUAUUUGAUAGUUGGACUAGACCUUAUAAUACAGCUCAAUUGGAGCUUUUUAUGCAAAAUGAAUUGGGAACACAGACAACUUUAGCAGAUAUUCGUUGGCCGAGAAUUAUGAUGACAACAGUUCGUGCCGAUAUUUUUCCGUGCCGUUUAGAAUUAAUUAGAAAUUUUCGUCUCCCUCUAAGUGAUGAAGAAAACGGAAAACUUGGAUAUGUCGAUCCAUCAAGUAUAUCAUUAUGGAAAGCGUUGCGGAGAACAUCAGCGGCGCCUACUUACUUCGCAUCUGUUGAUAACAAAUAUAUUGAUGGUGGCAUAAUUGCUAAUAAUCCCACAAUUGAUCUCCUAUCAGAGCUCGAAUUUUGGAAUACGGCAAAACAUUAUAUGACGUUAUCAACUGCAAAUGAUGUGAAAAUCGGUUGUGUUUUAAGUGUUGGAACUGGAACCAUACCUGUCGUCCCUAUGGACACCGCAAAUCUUGAAAUAUCUUCUAAUCCUUACUCAUCAGCCGUUGCCAUAAAAAAUCUUGGGACUAUUCUUGUUGAACAAGUUACUGCUACUGAAGGAGUGCCAGUAGAGCGUUCACGAGCAUGGUGCCAUAAAAUAGGAGUCCCAUUCUUUCGCCUUUCUGCUCCUAUUUUCAAGAACGUUGCCAUGGAUUCUAAAGAUGAUUUUGAAAUAGCUCGUAUAAUGUGGGAUUGCAUAGAAUAUGCUAGUGUUAUGCAAAGCGAAUUUGAAAAGAUUUCAUUUUUACUAAAAAAGCUUGGUCAUGCUUGGCAUAGACGUCAUUUGUUCGAAACGCAAAGAAUUGGAAAUGAUGUGCAGACACAAACAUAA